Aureobasidium subglaciale EXF-2481 is the source of this 435-nucleotide messenger RNA. RefSeq lists its product as uncharacterized. The transcript has a single exon. The record is from RefSeq and is a predicted model, not a curated record. Lineage: Eukaryota; Fungi; Ascomycota; Dothideomycetes; Dothideales; Saccotheciaceae. The coding region runs from base 1 to 435 and encodes 144 amino acids.
AUGCAGUCAACAACCGUUCCCAUCCCACGCUCCUUCCGUCAACUACCCCUAGAGCUCAUCCUCAUGAUCACCAGGCCGCUUGCGCCGGACGCUUUCCUCUCGUUUGGCUUCGCCAACUAUCAUCUGCUCAUCACACAUUCGUUGGCUCCUUUACUGUCGACAGACACAUUGACCCGUCUUGUUCGUCAAUCAGCAGCCCUGAGAACGCGUACAAUCGGCCAGUCGUGGAUUCCUGUCGAAGUCAAUCUGCAGAUACUGCGAAACCUUGAGCCCCUCGACGCUCUGAAUUAUGCCAUGGCCAAUUAUCUGGUAUUGGCUCAGCAAGGCAUUGCCCCUACACUCUCGUUGGAAACACUUCGCCGUCUGAAUCGUGCUGUUCAACACGAACCAAAUACAGUCCCGAAUCUAGCACCAGGUCACAGUCCUAAGCCUUGA